AUGAAGAAGAACAGAGAAAGAUUCUGCAACAGAGAGAGGGAAUUUGUAUAUAAAUUUAAAGUAGGAAGUCAAUGCUUAGAACUGAAGGUGCCCCUCAAAUUUCCUGUUGAAGAGGAUGCCAGUCAUUUGCAUGGACGACUGAUGCUGCUGCACAAUUUACCGUGCUUCAUAGAAAAUGAUUUAAAAGAAGCCCUGAGCCAGUUUAUAGAAGAAGAAUCCCUCAGAGAUUAUGAUAGAGAUGCAGAAGCAUCACUAGAAGCUGUGAAAUCAGGAGAAGUAGAUUUACAUCAGCUGGCAAGUACAUGGGCCAAAGUUUAUGCUGAGACCACAUUAGAGCAUGCAAGGCCUGAAGAGCCCAGCUGGGAUGAAGAUUUUGCAGAUGUGUACCAUGACCUAAUCCAUUCCCCUGCCUCUGAAACGCUCCUAAAUUUGGAACAUAAUUACUUUGUUAGUAUCUCAGAACUGAUUGGUGAACGAGAUGUGGAGCUGAAAAAAUUACGAGAGAGACAGGGUAUUGAAAUGGAAAAAGUGAUGCAAGAAUUAGGAAAAUCAUUGACUGAUCAAGAUGUAAACUCACUGGCUGCUCAGCAUUUUGAAUCCCAACAAGACUUAGAGAAUAAAUGGACAAAUGAAUUAAAGCAAUCAACUGCUAUCCAAAAGCAAGAGUAUCAGGAAUGGGUGAUAAAGCUUCAUCAAGACCUAAAAAACCCCAACAACAGCUCCCUUAGUGAAGAAAUUAAAGUUCAGCCAAGUCAGUUCAGAGAAUCUGUAGAAGCAAAUGGGAGGAUUUAUGAAGAACAGAGAAAGCUAGAAGAAAGUUUUACCAUUCACUUAGGAGCCCAGUUGAAGACAAUGCAUAAUUUGAGAUUGCUGAGGGCAGACAUGCUUGACUUCUGUAAGCAUAAACGAAAUCAUCGGAGUGGUGUGAAACUCCAUCGGCUCCAAACAGCACUGUCACUUUAUUCCACAUCUCUCUGUGGCCUGGUUUUACUAGUAGACAAUCGGAUCAAUUCAUACAGUGGAAUUAAAAGAGAUGGAAACCGAAAUGGAGGGCGUGAUGAUAAGACUAAGAAUACUGAUAGGAACUAUUUAAAUAUUUUACCCGGAGAAUUUUACAUCACACGGCAUUCUAAUCUCUCAGAAAUCCAUGUUGCUUUUCAUCUAUGUGUGGAUGACAAUGUGAAAUCGGGAAACAUCACAGCCCGUGAUCCUGCCAUUAUGGGACUCCGAAAUAUACUCAAGGUUUGCUGUACCCAUGACAUCACUACAAUAAGCAUUCCUCUCCUCCUGGUGCAUGAUAUGUCAGAGGAAAUGACUAUACCCUGGUGCUUAAAGAGAGCAGAACUUGUAUUUAAGUGUGUCAAAGGUUUCAUGAUGGAAAUGGCUUCAUGGGAUGGAGGAAUUUCUAGGACAGUGCAAUUUCUAGUACCACAGAGUAUUUCUGAAGAAAUGUUUUAUCAGCUUAGUAACAUGCUUCCUCAGAUCUUCCGAGUAUCUUCAACACUCACGCUGACAUCCAAGCACUAG
Orycteropus afer afer is the source of this 1527-nucleotide messenger RNA. RefSeq names its product chromosome unknown C12orf4 homolog (gene FERRY3). The record is from RefSeq and is a predicted model, not a curated record. NCBI's taxonomy places the organism in Eukaryota, Metazoa, Chordata, Mammalia, Tubulidentata, Orycteropodidae. Gene Ontology annotation, biological process: regulation of mast cell degranulation. Gene Ontology annotation, cellular component: cytoplasm.